Messenger RNA from Lacerta agilis (Sand lizard), 715 nucleotides. RefSeq names its product HIG1 hypoxia inducible domain family member 1C (gene HIGD1C). The transcript is spliced from 4 exons. Gene Ontology annotation, biological process: mitochondrial respirasome assembly. NCBI's taxonomy places the organism in Eukaryota, Metazoa, Chordata, Lepidosauria, Squamata, Lacertidae. The coding region runs from base 391 to 684 and encodes 97 amino acids. Gene Ontology annotation, cellular component: mitochondrion. The record is from RefSeq and is a predicted model, not a curated record.
GUUCCAAUAUAAUGCAGGCUCUUGGGAAUCUGAGAAACUACUGAUGUUUCUCCCCAUAGUAGAAUUAUACCCAGAAAUGAUUUGAUGAAAUGUUAUGGCCUAUUUCAUGCAUAAAGAGAACUUCUGCUCAUUAAACCAAUGACAGUAGAUAUUUUCUGCCCUUGCGCCUGCUUCUAGGAACAAUUAUGAAACUAACAAAGCUUACAGAACCUGGGAGAAGAACCGUAUUAGAACAGAGUUUUACCAGAUGUUGCCUUCAAACGAUCUAUAAUUGUAUUUGUCUCUCAUUACCGACAGCAGCCUCAGCCUGCCAUAGAAGAUCCUCUUUCUCUCUUUUUGAGACCACAGAGUAGAUGGACAGUUAAUGCAUCAGCAGCAAAGACGUCAGAAAUGUCUCCUGAUGAGUCCUGGUCGCCAGCUGAAGAUGACAGCCAAGCAUCAAAACUAGCUAGGAAAUCCAGAGAUGCCCCCUUUGUUCCCAUAGGUCUGGCAGGCUGCUUUGCUGUAGUGGGCUAUGGCCUUUACAAGCUGAAACACAGAGGAAGCCAAAAAAUGUCAGUCCACCUCAUCCACAUGAGAGUUGCAGCACAAAGCUUUGUUGUGGGUGCAAUAACAGUAGGAGUUCUAUAUUCCAUGUAUACGGAUUACAUGAAACGUUCGGGCACCAGUGGACCGAACAAAUGAUCAUCAUCAUCAAAGCAAAGAGGAAGAGGAA